This is a messenger RNA of Zingiber officinale, 2628 nucleotides long. RefSeq names its product endoglucanase 12-like. Lineage: Eukaryota; Viridiplantae; Streptophyta; Magnoliopsida; Zingiberales; Zingiberaceae. Gene Ontology annotation, molecular function: hydrolase activity, hydrolyzing O-glycosyl compounds. Gene Ontology annotation, biological process: carbohydrate metabolic process. The record is from RefSeq and is a predicted model, not a curated record. The coding region runs from base 215 to 2068 and encodes 617 amino acids. The transcript has 5 exons.
UCCCCACAAAAACCAGAUGGCCUCUGCAAUAGAAAACUCCUCGUCUCAUCGAGAACGGGAAAGAAGGAGAAAAAUAAAGCCCUCGGAGUCAACGAUCCGAUCGUUUGCACUCGCCAACGUGAAUAGGAGAGCGUUGAGCUGGUUGUCUUCAUCUUCCCAUUUUGUUAAUCUGCAAAUUGAAGCUUGAUUGGGCGCGGCGCACUGAAUAGCCAAGAUGCAUUCGAUGAAUCACUGGGGCGGGACAUUCGAGAUCGGCGCGGAGGCGACGACUGACGACGAGCAGAGCCGGAAAAUGGACUUGGACCGGGCGACGCUUUCACGGCAACAGCUGGACGAGACGCAGCAGAGUUGGCUGCUGGCGGGGCCGCAGAAGUCGAAGAAGAAAGACAAGGACGUCGAUUUGGGCUGCCUCAUCGUCAAGCCCAAGCUCCUCAAGUGGAUCCUCUACGCCUUCCUCUUCUCCUUCGUCGUCAGCGCCGUUCCCAUCACCAUCGCCAAGCCCAUCCCCAAGCACAGAAAGCCGCCGCCCGACCAGUACUCGCAAGCCCUCCACAAGGCGCUCAUGUUCUUCAACGCACAAAAAUCUGGUCGGCUGCCCAAGAACAACCGCGUGCCGUGGCGCGGAGACUCUGCGCUCAGCGACGGGUCGACGCUCAACGACGUGAAGGGUGGUCUGGUCGGCGGUUACUACGACGCCGGCGACAACAUAAAGUUCCAUUUCCCCAUGGCGUUCUCGAUGACGCUGCUGAGUUGGUCCGUGGUCGAGUACAGCGAUAAGUACAAGGAUCUCGGAGAAUACGACCAUGUCCGAGAUCUUAUCAAAUGGGGAACGGAUUACUUGCUCAAGACCUUCAACUCUUCGGCCACCACCAUCGACCGUAUAUACAGCCAGGUUGGUGUCGCGACAAACGGGUCUACGACCCCUGACGAUCACUACUGCUGGAUGCGGCCGGAGGACAUGGACUACCCGCGGCCGGUGAUGAUUGCCAACUCGGCGCCGGACUUGGGAGGGGAGGUCGCGGCCGCCCUGGCGGCGGCUUCGAUCGUGUUCCACGACGACGCGGCGUACUCGAAGAAGCUGCUCCGGGGCGCGGCGGCGAUGUAUAAGUUCGCGCGCGAUCCGAGGCGACGCACGCCCUACAGCCGGGGGAACCUGGCCACCGAGCUGUUCUAUAACUCGACGGGGUACUGGGACGAGUACAUGUGGAGCGCGGCGUGGAUGUACUACGCCAGCGGCAACGACAGCUACGCCCGCUUCGCCACUAACCCCCGCCUGCCCAAAAACGCCAAGGCCUUCAUGCAGAUCCCCGACCUCGGCGUCUUCAGCUGGGACAACAAACUGCCCGGCGCCCUGCUGCUCCUCACCCGCCUGAGGCUCUUCUUGAACCCCGGCUACCCCUACGACGAGACCCUCAGCCGCUACCAAAAUGCCACCGGCCUCAACAUUUGCAUGGACCUCCAGAGAUUCAAUGUCUUCAACUACACGCCAGGUGGACUAGUGCAACUAAAUCACGGCCGGCCUCAGCCAUUGCAAUACGUCGUGAGUGCUGCCUUCCUCUCCUCCCUGUACGCCGAUUACUUGGACGCUGCCAACGUGCCCGGCUCUUACUGCGGCCCUUACUACUUAUCUACCGACAACCUUCGGAGCUUCGCUAGAGCUCAGGUGAACUACAUCUUAGGAGACAACCCAUUGAAGAUGAGCUACGUUGUGGGGUACGGGAACAAGUACCCGAGGCACGUCCACCACCGGGGAGCGUCCAUCCCUCACAACGGCGUCAAGUACUCCUGCACCGGCGGGUACAAGUGGAGAGACGCCAAGACCGAUAAUCCCAACACCAUCAUUGGAGCCAUGGUUGGUGGCCCCGACCGUAAUGACCACUUCUCGGACGUACGAACCAACUACGGCUACACGGAGCCAACGAUGGCAGGCAAUGCAGGCCUCGUCGCGGCGCUCAUCUCCUUGACAACCACCACAGGCAGCGCCGGCAUCGACAAGAACACCAUCUUCUCUGCCGUACCGCCCAUGUACCCUGCAUCGCCGCCCCCACCUGCACCGUGGAGCCCGUGAGGGGAAGUGGGAUUGCUCCAUGCGAGGUUUUAUAGUAUCUCAUACCAUCAUGCAACUAUAUAUUGCUCAGUUUCAUUUUUACAAAUUUAUUCAAUAACUUCGAUCCAGGAACAGUUUCAAAGCUCUUAAACCAUCUCCCCGAGUCAGCAAGUAAAAUGAAAUAGCUACUCGACACAACUCGAGGAUGGUUUAUUUUCAACCGUAUGAUGCCGUGAGUUUACUUUUUGCAUUGUAAUUCACUUUAAUUGAGCCCGGAUCAUGUUUAUCAAACAUUUCUUAUUCAAAGGCAAAUUUUAAUUGUUGUUGCUACCAUAACUACUACUGUGAUUAUAUAUUAUAAUUGCUAAUAUCAUAUUUAUCACGUUAUAUAUUAUUAAUCUUUAUAAGCGAAUUGUAUAUAUAUAAAUAUCGUAUAGCAAAUAUACUUCCUACUUUCAUCUUCUUUUUAUUUUCUGCAAGAAAAUCCAGAGCUCUAUUUUUUUUUCUCUUUCUAUCCUCCUUUAUUUUCCUUUGCUCCUAAGGAACUACACCGUUUCCUUUGCUCCUAGGGAACUGCAUUG